This is a messenger RNA of Trachemys scripta elegans, 3525 nucleotides long. RefSeq names its product RNA binding fox-1 homolog 3 (gene RBFOX3). Gene Ontology annotation, molecular function: mRNA binding. The transcript is spliced from 18 exons. Lineage: Eukaryota; Metazoa; Chordata; Testudines; Emydidae. Gene Ontology annotation, biological process: regulation of alternative mRNA splicing, via spliceosome; nervous system development. The record is from RefSeq and is a predicted model, not a curated record. Gene Ontology annotation, cellular component: cytoplasm; nucleus. Bases 1069 to 2139 code for a protein of 356 amino acids.
GCCGCGCGGAGCCGCCGCCUCCCUCGCCAGGCACCGACCCGCCGCCGCCCCGGUCGCUGCUGCCCGGGAGAUGCCGCUCGGCGCGCGGGGACCUGGGGCUCCGCUGCGCACCGGCCCCCGCCGCAGGGACCCGUGAGCACGUUCAGAAGUUGCCACGGAGACCCUGACGGCUCUUGCCUCCGACUCUGAGGGCCAGCAAAGUUCGUGAAGUAACCGCCCCAGGCCCAGACCCACAGUGCCCUCAGUGAGAGGUGCCCCUCCUUGGAGGCAGGUCUGAUCGGAGCGGAUUUGCUGUCUGGAUCCAGACAAACUAAUCUGGGUGCAGAAUUGUCCUCUGGCACCUCAUCAAGCAAAUAGUCAACAGAAUUCCAAGUCAUUGAUCUGCUGCAGCCUCAGGACACAGAGAACCCAGGGAGGCAGAGUUUGAAAACAAAAGAGUCCAGUGUGAGCACCACAGGGGAAACUUGGCUGAAUAAAAGAGAAGUCAGGAUGCUGGGUUGGGGAGAUUGCCAUCGAUUCCACGGCUCCGUAAUGCCCUGCCUUGAACAGAGGGAGCAGCAGGAGAGCCCGGGCCAGGCAAGGCACAAACCGAGUUGGGAACAGCAAGGACACCCAAGAGGAUUUAUUUUUGGUCCCUCCCCCUGUUUUUAAUAUCGAAUCAGCUCCCCUCACCCCCACCCUUCCUCUCUCUGUGACUCGUGCUUGGGAUCUGGGGGCUCGCUCCUUUUCCCUUCCCAAGUUGGAAUCCUUUCUCCGACCCUCGCACCACGAGCAGCUGAGCACCAGCACGAUGGACACUGAUGGCCAGCUCUGACGUGCAUGGCGGCCUGUGGCGAGUGACCGCGCUGUGCCGGCGAGGGACCCGAGCCGAUAGGGCACUGCUGCCAAGCCACCCACCAGCACAAAGCCCAGAGAAAUCCCGGGGACAGAGACUGCGAGGGAGCACAGUGCGGGGCACCUCAGCCAGCUGCACGGGGAGCGGAAGGGGAACCCCACACCCUCUCAUUGCGCUGCUAGGCCAGCUCACCCGAUUGCUCCUCUCUGGUGCUGCGCAUCCCCGCUGCCGACAUGAUGAUGUAUUUCUGGGGUAAUCAGGACGCCACGGCUCCUCCUGAAGCAAUGGCUCAGCCCUACCCCCCAGCCCAGUAUCCUCCGCCUCCCCAGAAUGGAAUCCCUGCAGAGUACGCACCCCCGCACCCCCACCCCACACAGGACUACUCGGGGCAGAGCACGGUACCGGAGCACGCCAUGACCCUCUACACACCAGCACAGAGCCACGCCGAGCAGCCGGGCGCUGACGCCAGCACGCAGUCCAUAGCGGGGACGCAGACGGUAUCGGUAAGAGCCCCCGUGGAGCCCCGGGUGGGCAGCAGGGCCUUUCAGCAGACAGAUGAAGCUGCGCAGACAGAGAGCCAACAGCUCCAUUCUUCCGAGAACACAGACAAGCAGCAGCCCAAGAGGUUACACGUCUCCAACAUUCCCUUCCGGUUCCGGGAUCCAGAUCUGCGGCAAAUGUUCGGGCAAUUUGGGAAGAUCCUCGACGUGGAGAUUAUUUUCAAUGAGCGGGGCUCCAAGGGUUUUGGGUUUGUAACUUUUGAAACUAGCACAGAUGCCGACCGGGCACGAGAGAAGCUGAAUGGCACAAUCGUAGAGGGACGGAAAAUUGAGGUGAAUAACGCCACAGCCCGAGUCAUGACGAACAAAAAGGCUGCAAAUCCCUACAUCAAUGGCUGGAAGCUGAACCCGGUGGUGGGAGCUGUCUACAGUCCUGAAUUCUAUGCAGUAACAGGGUUCCCGUACCCAGCCACGGGGACUGCCGUGGCAUACCGAGGGGCGCACCUAAGGGGCCGGGGGCGUGCUGUCUACAACACGUUCCGCGCUGCACCCCCGCCUCCACCUAUCCCCACCUACGGCGCGGUCGUUUAUCAGGAUGGAUUCUAUGGCGCUGAAAUUUACGGGGGUUACGCAGCCUACAGAUACGCCCAGCCAGCGGCAGCGACAGCAUACAGUGACAGCUACGGCAGAGUGUACACAGCCGCAGACCCGUACCACCACACCAUCGGCCCUGCUGCCACGUACAGCAUCGGCACUAUGGCUAGUCUAUACCGAGGAGGGUACAGCCGCUUCACUCCCUACUAGCAAGACACCCAGCCCCUCCCAACACUAACACUGACUGCUCACUAGAAACCAAACAAACCAAACUAAGCAAAGGCAGAGCCUCUCGGAAGAACAUGGUGCCCCUGCCAGGGGCCAGGGCUCCGCCCGGCUCAGCGUGGCACCUAGAACCAUAGGUCUUUACCUCAAGCUGCUCUCAUCCCGCGUCUCAUGUCUCUUUGCUCACCCACCUCUGUCUGUGACCUGCCCUGGCUGAACUGACUGUGUUGCAAAGCAGGCAGCCUGGCCACUGCCCUGCUGCAGGGCUGGGGCGGGUCCUGCUCUCCCUAGACCUACAACCAGCAGCAAACCCCGGGAGAGAGCCCAGGCUAAGCCCCCUCCUCUGCCCCUGCUGCCAGGAACCCGUGAAGUCCAAAGGCCAGGGCGUUCCAAGAGAGCUGCCUUCCUGCGCAGAGCCGCGCCUGGGCCUGGCACAGUCUUCCACUGCCCCAGCUCCCUCCAGCAUCUCUGCGGCAGACAAGCCCGCUCCUGCUAGGCCGGGCUUGUUCUUCUUGUGCAGGCGCCUGACCACGGCCAGGGCCCCGGGCGGGGCGCUGCUCACACAAGGGAAAGGAGCGGAGGGUUUGUCCCUUAGGAUAAUGGGUUGCCUGGCAAAAUGGGCCGGGAACCCCGCCUGUCUCAGGAGCUGUGGGCAAGGCGGAGCAUGCAGGGUAGCUAGCACUAGCAGGGAUAGCUGAGACUGGGGGGCAAUGAGUGUGGCCCCACCCCAAGACUACCCUGGGGAAUAGCACCUGCCAUCCCUCUGCACAGCCUCUGGCCAAGUCUUGGAACCCCCCAUGUGCGCCUGGCUCUGGGGAGCAGCAGCCCCUCUACUCAGGUGCACAUCAUCGUCAUAACAUCCAGGGGAGGGGUGGCCUGUGUUUCAGGCCAUGGGAUGCCAGCCGGGGUUAGCUUUUCGUCCCUGGCCCAGCCACCCCCAUCCCUUCAGUCACUAUGGGGGAGAGAGAGACUGGAGUCGAGCCAGACUGCUCUGUGGGCCAGGCGAGGGGCAAGGACAAAGGCCGCCUCGUGAGAGAAGAGCCUGUGGGGUGCAGGCCCAGCCAGGGGGUGGACUCGUCCAUCUGCCUGGGCAUUUCUGGGGGGACAACAGGACCCGCUACACAAUCCUGGAGCCGCUUUGGAAGGAACUAAUGCGUCAGCCCCACCCCACCUCCCCCUGGUGUUUGCUGAGCGGCCCCCAGCACUGGCAGUCCAUGCGUGGCUGAGCUGGGCCCUGGGGCGGGGGUGGAGUCCAGCGUCCCUGCCUGCCUGCCUGCGCCCCGUGCCCUGCUGCUGGGCUGGCCCUGGGCGCUGCUCUCUGCCCCCAGGUGGCUGCAGGUGGCUCCAGUGAAAGUUCUGCCUCUGUUUGUG